Messenger RNA from Haliotis rufescens (red abalone), 3040 nucleotides. RefSeq names its product conditioned medium factor receptor 1-like. The transcript is spliced from 11 exons. The record is from RefSeq and is a predicted model, not a curated record. Gene Ontology annotation, molecular function: FAD binding; oxidoreductase activity, acting on the CH-CH group of donors, NAD or NADP as acceptor. NCBI's taxonomy places the organism in Eukaryota, Metazoa, Mollusca, Gastropoda, Lepetellida, Haliotidae. The coding region runs from base 88 to 1503 and encodes 471 amino acids.
AACAACGGUCAAAGGUCAAAGUUUGUUUUGGACAAUCAGCCUUCCAACACAUGACUGGGAUAAAUACAAAGUUCAAAUAUAGCCACCAUGGAUCUGUUUUUGAUUGGCAUCGUAUUUAUUGUUGUUGUACUUCUUCUAAUUAUUGUGUUAGGACUGACAUCCAGCGAGAAGGAAGGAAAUAUCAAAGACUUCCCGUCAAAAUACCCAGAGCAAAAGACGGCUGAGAAGGAGCAUUAUGAUGUCGCCAUUGUUGGAGCCGGCCCGUCAGGAUCAGUGUGUGGCUAUUAUCUGGGAAAAGCAGGAUGGAAAUGUCUCCUUUUAGAGAAGAAGAAAUUUCCCAGAGACAAAUAUUGUGGGGAUGCUGUGUGUAAGACUGGAAUCGAGAUCCUCAUGGACAUGGGAAUAUAUGAUCAGCUCAUCAAACAGAACAAAGCUCAUGUGUCCGACAACGGAGGCAUGUGCAGCCCUGGGGGGUUGAGCUUCAUCGGGCGGAGUCAGGAGGGGUUCGGGCCUGUCCCCGCAGCUCUCGCGUGUAAGAGAAUACACCUUGAUGAGGCCAUCGCCAUGGCAGCAAAACGGGCAGGAGCUGAUUUGCGGGAGGAAUGUUCUGUGGAUGAAGCUAUAUUUGACAAGAACAAAGGACUAUGGACUGUGACCUUGGACAAUAGUGACACAAGGUUUACAGCCAGGGUGUUAGUUUGUGCUGAUGGUGCACAGUCUCGCCUGGCAACCAAACUUGGGCUUGUGACGAGGCCUCCAGACAGCACAUGCUCCAGAUCCUACGUAGAGGGCGGCACACACAAGUUCAAGGCCGACGGUGUCAUCUUCUACAACAAGACGCUGCUUCCAGGUUACUCGGCCUUGUUCCGCCACCCCAAUGACGUCCUCAACUACUGCUGUUACAUCAUCCCCGGCAACCCCGAGGUGAAGGGCGAGGAUCUGGCCCACUGGCAUGAAUGGCUCAAGACAAACGAUCCAAACAUCAAGAGAGCUCUCGGCCCCGACCACAAGAUAGAGAGGAUGAAAGCUGCAAGUCUACGUAUUGGGGGAGAGAAAGUGUCGUAUGGAGAUCAUGUGAUAGUCAUCGGUGAUGCUGCUGGAAUGAUUGACCCGAUGACAGGAGAGGGCAUCCAUCACGCAAUGGAGGCAGGUCAGAUUGCAGCACAGUUCCUGCAGGAGGUACUACUGCAUGGUAAUUAUGACAGCGAUGUGAUGAAGAUCUUCCACCAGAGAUGGAUGAGCAAGUUUGGCUAUGACUUCUGGUGGUCAAUGAUAUUUGCACAGCUUGUAUUCCGGUUUCCAAUCCUGAUUGAUGCAGCAACAGCUGCUGUGAAGAGAAAAGGAGACAAGUUCCUUCUGAAAUGGGCAGACAUUAUGACAGGUCGCGUCCCGAAACUGCACAUGCUGAAACCUGAGUUCACAAUCGUCAUCACGUACGAGCUAGUUCGACUCAUCAUAGGAAAGCUGUUCAGGUUUGGUGGAAAAGACAAGAAAGAAGAAUAACUCAGGACAAUUAUACAUUUUUUAAAAGAAUAUUCCAUGUCUUGUUGAAUCUAUUUCGGCAGAUAAUCCUGACUGGUUAUUCUCUUGAAUUGACAUUUUAUAUUUAUUGUAAGAUAGCAUUUCAGCCAAUGCAGCAUUAUCACAAUUCUACGUUUUUAGGGGUUGGACGAUUCACUGAUACAUUGAUGCAUCUUGAUAUGAUGAAUUUCAAGACAAAUAUUGUAACUUUGGAUUAUGUACUAAUACAUUGAGAUUAUUAGAUAUGUGUUUCAACUUGCCAAUGCGAUAAAAAACAUAUCCUACAGUGCCAAAUUAUUUGAAGUCAUGUUUGUGUACAGAUACCACCACACAUAGAGAAACAUCUAACUUUAUUGGGAACGUGAGGAAAAAGUGUUUUGAGCAAGUAGACAUUGCAUCAGUCUUAAAAAAAGUAGUUCAAGAUGACCUCAUUUGUAUAUUUCUUGGAUGGUGAUACCAAGUUUAUCAGUUUGGUUUAUCAUUUGAUGAUACUAUCCAUUUUGUGAUGGAUACCCCCUCAUAUUUAUUGGUGUUCCUUGUAGCCCUAUAGUGCUAUGCUCGGUUAAUUUUCAGUGCAUCACACCAUUGCCAAUGCAUGGGUUUGUCCCAAACUAAGAGCUCUCAGCAGGCAAAUUGGGGGGAAAUCAUUAUUUUGUUCAACAUGCCUAAUAUUGGGAUUUUUUAAAGUUCAUAUUGUCUUGAAGAGGUAUUUUGGCCAUCUCUUCUCAGAAUUGUGAUCAAUUAAGUAUUCUAAAACUAAGUAUUAAAACCUCUUGCCCUUUAUCAUUGCCUCUUCAAGGUCAUAACAUUAGUUAGAACGAUAUUAACAUGAAUUAGGAAGGUUUUUAGUUUCAAAUUUGGAAUUUUUGCUGCCAUUUCCUGGAGACAUGGGGCCGAUUAUAUCAGCCUCUGGGCAGGCCUGGAUAAAUCCCAGCAUUGUCACAAAAGAAUUGAUUGUUGAGGGCACAGAAUGCAGCAGCAGAUUUGAUAUGUUUGUUUGUUUGUUUGUUUGUUUGUUUGUUUGUUUGUUUGUUUAUCCAAUGUUAAGGGUAUGUGACAGGGGUCUGUAAGUCAUCAGGUCUGGACCAAAUGUCCAGUGAUUGAUAUUAUGUGCAUUGAUCCACACAAUUGGGAUACGAUGACAUGCAUUAACCAAGUCAGUGAGCCUGACCACCCUAUCCUGUUAGUCGCCUCUUACGACAAACAUAGGAUACGUUUUGUUUUGUGAUGCAUAUCAUGACUUUGUGUGUUGUCCCAACCCUGGAGUGUUUGUUAAAUACCUACCCUGCUGAUAUCUAUGUAUAUAUGCACAGAACUAAUGUGGUAAGUUAUGAAUUGUUGCUAUUCUAGUCACCAAGCUGUUUUCUUAAGUGCAUGCUGUCUUCAGCAUCAUGUCAGCUUCUGGAGUAAAACCGACUGAAAGUCAGAUGAAGAGUUGUUGAGUACCCAUCGUACUGAUGCUUAUUUCUUGUUUCUUUUGUUUGUUUGUUUGUUUGUUUGUUUGUUUGUUUGUUUGGUG